Messenger RNA from Arabis nemorensis, 324 nucleotides. The record is from the annotation of a GenBank genome assembly. Lineage: Eukaryota; Viridiplantae; Streptophyta; Magnoliopsida; Brassicales; Brassicaceae.
AUGGAGUUGAUGACUAGAAAACGGUUUGAAAACCGGUUAUUCCUCACCCUAUGGGUGACGACUGUUAUGUUCUCAAGCGGCGGUGAAGAGAUUUUCCUCGGAAUCAAUCACCUUCCGUUUGAUAUCCCCACGUUGGAGCCAACACUCCGAUGUGAUGAGCAGUUACAAACGAUUUCAAGGGCAAAUUAUGAUCAUGAAGUCUACAUGCGUUGGUGGUCUUUAAAACAACUUUGUCAUUGGGGAUUAUGGUUUCCAUGUCACUGGACCAUAGACUUUGAAAUGGAAAUCAAUCCUUAUGUUGUGGAAACCACGGCUAAUGCUUGA